AUGUCUACUAGAAGAAACCCAAAUAUUUUAAUCACAGGUACACCAGGUACAGGCAAGACAACAUUAGCCGAAUCGAUUGCACAAACAUUUGGUUAUAAACAUAUAGAUGUAUCAUCAUUGGUCAAAGAAAAGGACUUGCAUGAUGGUUUUGAUGAAGAGUUUCAAUGUUGGGUUCUAGAUGAAGACAAGGUUUGCGAUGAAAUGGAGGAUCAAAUGACCAACGGAGGUGUUGUCGUCGAUCAUCAUAGUUGCGAAUGGUUCCCUGAACGUUGGUUUGAUUUAGUCAUUGUAUUGAGAACUGAUACUAAGGAAUUGACUGAUAGAAUGAUCAAGAGAAAAUAUAAUCAAUUAAAGAUUGAUAAUAAUAUAGAUUGUGAGAUUAUGCAAUUAAUCUUACAAGAAGCAUUUUCAUCAUAUAAAGAGGAAAUCAUUAUGGAAUUACAAUCUUCAACGAUCGAAGACAAUGAAAAUAACCAACAAAUAAUUUCAGAUUGGACUAAACAAUUUGUUCAAUCAAGACAACAACAAUAA
This is a messenger RNA of Cavenderia fasciculata, 531 nucleotides long. RefSeq lists its product as uncharacterized. The coding region runs from base 1 to 531 and encodes 176 amino acids. The record is from RefSeq and is a predicted model, not a curated record. The transcript is spliced from 3 exons. NCBI's taxonomy places the organism in Eukaryota, Evosea, Eumycetozoa, Acytosteliales, Cavenderiaceae. Gene Ontology annotation, molecular function: AMP kinase activity; ATP binding; ATP hydrolysis activity. Gene Ontology annotation, cellular component: cytoplasm; nucleus.